Messenger RNA from Microthlaspi erraticum, 498 nucleotides. NCBI's taxonomy places the organism in Eukaryota, Viridiplantae, Streptophyta, Magnoliopsida, Brassicales, Brassicaceae. The record is from the annotation of a GenBank genome assembly.
AUGGUGGUGACGUCUUUCUCUUCACCGCCGCCUAUCUUCUUCUCCCUUGGAGCUGAUCCUCAGCUUUCUUCUUCCAAUGGCCGCUUCGCGAUUCCCUCGUCUUUAUCUUCCUACUUUCUCGUAAAGGGACUAAGAAGACACCAAGAUGCAAAGCUGGUGGGAAGCAGAGCCAGAGGUGGAGCAGUUCGAGUCCUAGCAAAUCCCAAUGCAACUCCUCCAGGUCCAGGGAAAGCAAAGGUGAAAAAAGAGGUAUUCAUGGUAGACCCUCUUGAGGCUAAAAGGUUAGCAGGAAAGCAAAUGGAAGAGAUUAAAGGCAGAGAGAGGCAACAAAGAAGGCGUGAAAUAGAGGCUAUAAACGGAGCUUGGGCAGUCAUAGGACUCCUGAUAGGUCUUGUGAUCGAAGCACAAACCGGAAAAGGGAUUCUUGCUCAGUUGGCUGGUUAUUGGUCUGCGGUUCUGAAUGUAUUCAUUCCAUCAACACCGAAUCUCCCUCAGUAG